Paraphaeosphaeria sporulosa is the source of this 1311-nucleotide messenger RNA. RefSeq names its product glycoside hydrolase family 18 protein. The coding region runs from base 80 to 1261 and encodes 393 amino acids. The record is from RefSeq and is a predicted model, not a curated record. Gene Ontology annotation, biological process: carbohydrate metabolic process; chitin catabolic process. The transcript is spliced from 3 exons. Gene Ontology annotation, cellular component: extracellular region. NCBI's taxonomy places the organism in Eukaryota, Fungi, Ascomycota, Dothideomycetes, Pleosporales, Didymosphaeriaceae. Gene Ontology annotation, molecular function: chitinase activity; chitin binding.
UCCCCAACUUCCUCUCAAUCAAUACGAAUUGUUUAUGGCUGCUUAGUCUAGGACUUGCGAUACAUUGUAUUUCCCUACCAUGACGCGCUUUUACUCUUGCCUGCUCGGCUGCACCCUGAUUGCAUCAGUUUUCGCUAUUGAGACCGCAGAAGAUGUUCCACGAUACAUCAUGUACCUGACAGGUCAACACCAGGUUGUCCCGCCUCCCCCAUUUGUCAAUGCCGUUACGCAUGUUGCCAUGGCUUUUAUGCGUUCUGAGAUAUUCAAUGAGCCAGACCGAGAUGAGUGGCCGCUUUUUACGAGUGUGAAAGAGACAAGAGAAAAGUUUGCGAAAGACACCAAAAUCAUGGUCGCGAUCGGAGGUUGGGGUAACGAGGACGGAUUUAGAGAGGCAGCGCGAAGUGAAAGCCGACGCCAACAAUGGGCCAAGGGAGUGAGGAAAAUGGUCGAGAAAACUGGUGCAGAUGGCGUCGAUAUCGACUGGGAGUACCCCGGAGGAAAUGGAGAUGACUACAAACGCAGUCCCAAUUCCGCCCACACCUGGGAACUCACCAGUUAUCCUCUCCUCUUAUCCGCCCUACGCACCGCUCUUGGUCCUUCAAAACUCAUCUCGGCCGCGGUUCCCGGCCUCCCUCGCGACAUGCUAGCGUUCACGUCUGCCCAUAUUCCAUCCAUCAUGGCCUCCGUCGACUUUCUAAACAUCAUGACCUACGACCUGAUGAACCGCCGCGAUAACGUUACAAAGCAUCACACAGGUAUCAAAAACUCACUCGAAGCUAUUGACGCUUACAUUGCAGCUGGUGUGGAUCCGUCCAAGGCAAAUCUCGGACUAGCAUUCUACGUGAAGUGGUUCAAAACCGAUCCUGCUUGGAGACAGGCGUGCACAGCGCAUCCUGUUGGGUGUCCGGCCGUACUCAUGGAGGACCCUGAGACUGGUGUGGAUCUGGGAAAGGCCGGCGCGUUCUCCUGGCAUGACGAGUUUCCUAAGGAGCUUGAGUGGUCUUUCUACAGAGCGAUUAACGAGGGGACGUAUGAUAAGGACGGCUACUUCUACUUCGAUGCCGAGGAGGAUCUGUUCUGGAGUUUCGACACGCCAGAUGCUAUCAGGAGGAAGGUGUCGCAGAUCAGGAAGAAGAGGGGGAUUGGCGGUGUUUUUGCAUGGGGACUGGGUGAAGAUGCGCCGGACUUCGCGCAUCUAAAGGCAGCGAAUAAAGCGGUGCAGCUCUGGAGGGGCGGGAGAGUGGAUAGGACUGAGCUGUAGUUCUCAGAAGUUGUCAAUCAGGUAGAAUGAAUAUCUACAACAGUCCUACC